ACAUAUCAUAUUUGAUCGAGAUACUGAAAAAUAAAUCGAGAUAACGAGAGUUAACCCAAUCACUUUAACGUCUGAUAUACUCCAAGUGUGUCAAAUACUUACAUUUUGUUAAGUUUGUAAGUAAUUACGAACGACAUUAUGCUAUGAUAGUAAAUAGAUAUGAAGAAGUGAAAAGUAGAAGUAUUGUUUUCCAUGCGCAACGAGAGUCUUUCAGAUACCGGAAGUGGAUGUUAUAAAUUAGUGCAGCUGAUAUAAUCUACAACCGGAAACGGAAAUGUAUGUCAGGCAAGAUGGAGGAUGGGGAUGGAUUGUUGCCAUAGCUACAUUUUUAUGCAACGUGAUUAUAGAUGGAGUAAAAUACUCGUUUGGUAUCAUAUUUGUAGAGCUUGUGAAUACGUUUAAAGGGACUAAGAGCCAGACAUCAUGGAUAAUGUCUAUUCAGAUAGGAGUGAUGUUGCUUUCAGGUCCUGUUGUUGCAGCGUUGGUCAACCGAUUUGGAUGUAGAAAGAUUGGACUGGUGGGCACUGUUGUCAGUUUUUCAGGAUUCGUAGCCAGUUCGUUUGCGCGGUCUUUGUAUGUAAUGUAUAUAACAUUUGGACUUCUAGGAGGUCUUGGUUUUGGGAUGAUGUCGAUGCCAAUGGUAGUGACGUUGGCACGCUAUUUUGACAAGCGCCUGGCUUUAGCAUCCGGUAUCGCAGCCAUGGGUUCAGGUUUUGGGACACUUGUUUUCAAUCCACUUAGUAAAGUCCUUAUAGAUACAUACACCUGGCGCGGAACACUUCUCAUAGAGUCUGGAAUUGUAUUAAACGGCUUAGUAUGUGCGCUUGUAUUGAAGCAACCAGCAACAAGAGCAGAAAGCACCAACGCAAUUGUAGAACUCGAUACUGAUAACACAAAAGAUGAUAACACAAAGGAAGAAAACACAAAGGAAGUCGGACCAUUUACUGAGUUAAAUCAUUGCGAUCAUAUAUCAGGUAUCUGUCGUUCAGAUGACCAAGAGCUCUGUAAUGAACGUGGACAUGAAAAUGACAAAAGUGUAAAGCUAGAAACAUAUAAAGAAAACAGAGAUUCGGCGUCGCUUCUUGCAAAUGAUGGUGAAGUAGAAUUAUCAAUUAUUCCUAAGGGAAUUGAAUUGAAGCAAACGACUGAAGAAGAUCCCGAUGAGGCGCAUCCUUUAAUAAUAUCAACAGAUAAAAUCAUUAAUGGUGCAACUUAUUCAGAAAAUAGCUGUGAAACAUGCCAUGAAAUUUCACUUUACAAUAACAAAAAUAGCGACUCAAAAUUGUUAAAUGUUGAUAAACAAACCGAUGAAAAUUCUGUAAAACUUCAAGAAGAGGAGGGGACUGACAAGAGAAAGAGAUGGUUUAGUUUAUCGCCUUUAAAGAAUAUAGGUUUUCUGUUUUUCCUUGUGUCAGGGUUCCUUAUUGAAUUAGCUUUAAACGUACCGUUCACAUUUUUGCCGGACAUGAUGCUUCAAAGAGGGUUUCAAAAACAAGAUUCUGUAUGGAUGCUGUUUGUUAUAGGUUUGGUAAGCACGGUCAGCCGUAUAGUGAUAGGAUUUAUUGCCGAUCUACGGUUUAUUAACCGAGUGAAACUCUGCAACUCCAUCGUUGUUCUGAAUGGCAUAAUUGUCGUCUGCUGUCCCUUUUGUUUCAACUAUGCCUCUUUUCUUGCCUUUUCCAUUUUGUUUGGAUUCUCUGCAGGUAGUUCAAGUUCCCUUCGAUAUGUCCUGGUACCCGAUUUGUUUGGCGUAGAUAUGAUAGCAGAUUUGUAUGGUCUCAACAUGUUCUUCUGUGCUUUCGCGGCAUUUGUUGGUCUUCCAAAAGCAGGUGCUUUAUUUGACGUCACUGGAAACUAUAUGGUGCCUUUUGUUGUUGCUGGUGUGGAGCUUGUUGUUAGUGGACUGCUGUUGUUUCUUAUACCAGUAGUCAAUCGAGAGCGCAAAGCAUCUGUACAUCGAAAUUCGCAUUGUACUACGUGAUUCCCACCAUACCUUGUGCGUCUUAAUAUACCACGCCGGUUUUACUGUAUUAUGUGACAUGUGAAUUGGCUGUACCAAGGAUGUCUAAGUAGAAGAUGACUGUCUCAUUGAGAAAGAAAAUGCGAAUUAUGCAAUGUUCAAGAAGUUGAAGACGAAUUUAGUUUUGUUAUUAUUUGUAAUCGUUAUCUGGCAUUAUGUAGAGAGUUUAUCAAUCCUUAUUAUUACAAAAAGCAAGCAUGUUAAAAUUGUUUGAAGCUUCUGAUUUCAAGAAAUAAAUCUGAAUUAAUAGGACUUGUUAAGUACAUUGUGUCGAUAUGGCUUUAUAAAAAUUAUCAUUUAUUUUUUUAAACUAUAUUGUAACUCGAACUGUUAAAUUUUACAAGUAAUUUGUUUAAGCACAUUUUCUUGUAACAAGUUCUUUGUCAAAUUGGAAUGUAUUCAAUUAAUUACUUAAUAUGUUUAGAAUGAAUUCGCCUCAACUUAAUCAAUUCGGUUAUUUACUAGAAACUUAUAAACAUUCUCAAUAUUCAAAAUUUAAAAGAUUGUUAUCAUUAUCACCGUUCCAUGACAUUGUGAUAAUCUUCUGUAUUUAUGACUAUGUAAAAAUAUGUAUACGUCAAUAAAAUAACAUCUAUCUAUCUACUGUAAAAUGUGAGUAUUACUGUAUUGCACCUGUCGCAUUGUACCACAUGAAAUAUAUAUCACGUGUUUCCCACUGUACCACGUGCGUCUCACUGAGACAUAUUGUUAAACAAACAAACACAAAGUCACUGCCAAAACAAUGUAUGAUUUAUAACAGAUAAAAAAACUUCAUAUUAGUCAUUUUUAAUUGAUAGCUUUGCGCAAAUGAAUUAACAUUUAUAAAAGUAAACUAGU
Messenger RNA from Ruditapes philippinarum (Manila clam), 2857 nucleotides. RefSeq names its product monocarboxylate transporter 13-like. Gene Ontology annotation, biological process: transmembrane transport; monocarboxylic acid transport. Lineage: Eukaryota; Metazoa; Mollusca; Bivalvia; Venerida; Veneridae. Bases 275 to 1981 code for a protein of 568 amino acids. The transcript has 7 exons. Gene Ontology annotation, molecular function: monocarboxylic acid transmembrane transporter activity. The record is from RefSeq and is a predicted model, not a curated record.